UUUUAGGUGAAGAAAAAAAAAACGAAAAAAAAAACGAAAAGAAAUAUUUAUUUGAUGAAAUGAUAACAACAGUAACAGCACCAACAACAACAAUAUCAGCAACUGUUGAUAUUUCAUUGAAUUUAGUAAUUACGGAAGAACAAAGUGCUACAAUGGAACGGAAAAAUAAACCGGAAAAACAUAAUGAACAAUUUUUAUUUAUUGAUGAAAAUGAUAAGAAUGAAUUACAAUUAAAUACUGAGCCAACAAUAUCAGAUUGGAGUGAUGUUGUUCAAAUAUCUAAAACAGUUAUUGAUACAAAUAGGUAUAACGAACCGGAUGAUAAAAGUUCAACGAAAUCAGUAAAAGUUUCAACAACAUCGGAAACACCUGCAUUUGAUUUUACAAAAAUUGAAACAUUAUUUUCAAACUCAACGACAGCUUCCUCCAAUAUUGAUAAGCUUGAUGAAUGUGAAAUAACAGAUAUCAAAGAUAACAAUAUAGGACAAGAAGAAGAAGAAGAAGCAAUUCAAGUACCAAGAGAAGAGAUUAAUGCAUCGACAAGUUUGAAAAUCGAAGAUUUGGUAUUUGAAAAUAUUGUAAUAACCGAAAUAAAUAGUAAAAACAACAACAACAACAACAACAACAACAACAACAACAACAUCAACAACGACAAUAACAACGGCGAUAACAACAGCAACAACGACAACAGUAACAACAACGAUAACAACAACAAUAACGACAACAACAACAACAACAACAACAACAAAAGCAAUCUACAACAUCGAAAUAAAGAAGAUGUAUAUUCAGUGAAUGGUACUGUAGCCGUUUGCGACAAAAUAUCAUCGUUAAUAUGCGAUGAAAAAUCAACGAAAUGCUUAAAUCAUUGCUACGAUCAAAAUAUUAUUAAAAAGAAAAAAUCAAAAAGUAAAGAAAAAAAUAUUAUUCGUUCACGUGAAUCAUCAAUAACUUCAUUAUCAUUUCAACGUUCCCUUACGCCAUCACUUGAUCCAAAAUUAUUACGACAAUUUGAAGAAGAAGAUCGUCCUAAACGUAUCCUACGUUCAUCAACAAUUGCUGCAAAUACAUCAAAGAUUACCAGUACUACUACUACUACUACUACUACUAGUAUUACAAAUGGUUGUAGUAUUAUCAAUGAUACAUUAUCAAUCAAACAUAUCAACAACAAAAAUGAUUUUACAACAAAAAUGGCUGCAAAAAAAUCAAUUGUUAAAAAAACAUUUUUGAAAAAAUCAAAAAAUCGGAAAAAGUUAGACAAAUUUUCGACAAAUUUUACAACUAAUAGCACAUUAUCAUCAUUGGGAAAUAUUUUUUAUUCCAAAGAAUUGAAUGAAAAAGUGAAACGGAAACGAUCACAAUCUAAAGAAUUCAAUAAACAAAUUGAAUUAAAUACCAAACGUUUAAAGUUUGUUUUUGUUUACAUGUAG
This is a messenger RNA of Loa loa (African eye worm), 1427 nucleotides long. RefSeq lists its product as hypothetical. The transcript is spliced from 5 exons. NCBI's taxonomy places the organism in Eukaryota, Metazoa, Nematoda, Chromadorea, Rhabditida, Onchocercidae. The coding region runs from base 60 to 1427 and encodes 455 amino acids. The record is from RefSeq and is a predicted model, not a curated record.